AUGGCCAGCCACCUCAGUCCCACUCAAGAGGAACGCCCGCAAGAUGAUCUAGUCAAAGUGCUACUCCAGCAGGACAUGGCAGCGGCUGUCAGGAGUAGCGAUGGUUUCACUGAGUCGGAUACCAGGGAGUUUGUCACCGGCUUUACGCGUCCCAAAUCCCCACCGCCGCCGAGCACGACAGACACGGUGGUGGACCACCAGCAGCCGCUUUACCUGGACGAGAACUACUUCAACACGCUGCUGGCCGAGACGCCGACAGACGCCACCAUGCUGGACGCACACGGCUUCGACGACCUGUUCUACCACGACCCCGUCCCCUCUCCCGGCGACCAAAGCGACUCCACAUGCGCCAGCCUCGGAUCAUCGGCAGCAGCAACCGCGUCCUCAUCCGCAACCGCCACCACGAGCGAGCACCAGCCCAACCCUCUCCUCACCCCACCCUCCAGCCACAGCAACAGCUUCUCCUUCCCGCCCGCCCCCACCCCUCCACACCCACGCAGCGCGCUCCCUCCUCCCCCCCACCACGCCGCGCUGGCAUCCACCCCCCUCUCGGCGGCGCCAGACCCCCGGCGCGCGAUGCAGCACCUCUCGGACCUGGGGCUGCGGCUCUACACGCAGACGGCCAAGUACCAGGACGCGGACUUCGCAGACCACUCGGACCCCGCGCACCACCUCGGCUCGCUCGCGGCCGACGUGCUGCGCAGCUCAAACGACUACCUGGCCACCAUCUCGCUCUUCUCGCCGCCGCACCAGCACCAGCACCUCGACAUCGCCACCGCGUUCCAGCUGCUCAUCCCGUACGUGCGCCUCGUGCAGCUGUACGACCGCCUGCUCGAGGCGAUGCUGCGGCGCUUGUCCGGCGACGCCACGACCACGCCGACGGCGUCUGCGAGCGGCGGGUGCGAGGCGUCGGCAGCGGCGUCGUCGUCGUCGUCGGGAUUCCCAGACGUGUGGGUGGGCGGGGUGUGCGUCAACGGCGGCGGCGGCGGCGGGGGGGCGUUCGGGGCGCGGCUGCUGCUGCAGAUGUGCAUCUGCGUGCUGGGCGAGAUCGAGAACGUGCUGGCGCUGCCGGGGGAGGCGAGGACGUGCAGCGGCGAGUGGGCGGCGGGGGACGAGGGCGCGGCGAUACGAGGUGAGGGGGGGAUUUUGCCGCAGGCGGUGUCGCCGCGGCUGUUGAGGAUGAUGCUGGAGGAGCGCGGUACUGGUGGCGGCUGCGGCGGUGGGGGUGUGGAUGUGCAGGCGACGAGGGAGAGGAUUGCGGGGGUUAGGCGGCUGUUGGGUGGGUGCGGGACGGGGGUGUGA
Messenger RNA from Diplodia corticola, 1302 nucleotides. RefSeq lists its product as uncharacterized. The record is from RefSeq and is a predicted model, not a curated record. Lineage: Eukaryota; Fungi; Ascomycota; Dothideomycetes; Botryosphaeriales; Botryosphaeriaceae. Bases 1 to 1302 code for a protein of 433 amino acids. The transcript has 2 exons.